Messenger RNA from Ostrea edulis (European flat oyster), 5408 nucleotides. RefSeq lists its product as uncharacterized. The transcript has 31 exons. Lineage: Eukaryota; Metazoa; Mollusca; Bivalvia; Ostreida; Ostreidae. The record is from RefSeq and is a predicted model, not a curated record.
AACUCAGUGGGUGGACACAAAGAAGCAUGCACAAUUGCAUUCUUCUAAAUAUCGCUAGUAUAGUGUUCCUUGCAUGCAUUACCACAAUGUGAUCAAGAGAGCAAACGAUGACAUUGCAGACGGUUUACAGAAAUUUAAAGGAAUGAUGUUCUCGAAGAUGACAGCCAUUACGGAAAUCAUAUUCCUGCUCAGUGUCAUUCUCAUCUGCAAUGUUACCGAAGCUGUUUACUACUGCAAUGUAGCAGAUCCCUGUGCUCAGGCAAAUGCAUCUACAUUCUUUGAACCUUACGCAAGGUUUGAAAGUUGUCAGUAUGAUUCCAGAUUCGGGUUAUGCGAUCGUUAUAUUACCCCGGACUGGUACCGAGUGGACGACGCCAUGUUGACACAAUGUCCAGAGCUUCUGAGCUGUGGUGCCUUAUAUCCUGUUUGGCUGAAUGGAUCCUUGCCGACCGAAGCUGAGGGUAUUGUUGAUAUAAAAGCAUGUAAAGUUGGUUUUGCUGACUGUUGUUCAAGAAACUAUGACGUCAAAAUAAGAAACUGUGGAUCCUUCUAUGCCUAUUGUCUGGGGGCUCUUGAUUCAUGCUCAGAAAGAUACUGCUUUGGAAAGCAAGGUUCUUGUGAAGUUCCGACCACUGUUGGGACGACAACAACUCCCGCACCAACGACCGCUGCACCACCUACAACCUGCUCUGAAGAUCCAUGCAUCGAGAGUAAUCUUCAAUCAUUACCACAACCCAAGGACCGCUCGAUGCAGUGUGAAUACAAAACAGAGGAUUCUUAUUGUGAUAACCACCUGAGUCAAGCCUGGUACAAACACGACUCUUCAAUGUUGACUCAGUGUCCUAGUCUCUUAGGCUGUGGGACAAUUUAUCCUGUGUGGCUAAAUGGAACAAUACCCAGCACUUCAGACGGUGUGGUCACAAGAAAGGCAUGUCAGAAAGGCUACGGCAACUGCUGUUCGACGUCAUACGACAUCAAGAUUAAGAAUUGUGGCGAAUAUACGGCUUAUUGUUUAAAAGGCCUCGAUACUUGUCCAUCUCGAUAUUGUUUUGGCGAUGAAGUGUGUUGGGACGGCGAUGCUGAGAAACCUGACCCCGACGAAGAUCACGAUAACAGGCAUUUGAAUUUGGAGAUUAUUCUGGGCGCCAUAUUGGGGGUGUUGACAUUGAUAUUCGUUGUAAUGCUGAUCAUCAAUAGAAAGGCUUUAAACAUUAUGAAAUGCUGUAAAAGGGAGAGUAAAUUAGGAUCGACUGUGAACAUUCAGAAAUCAGAGAAGAUUGCCAUAGAAAAUCCAACAUACUGCGGAAGUCCCCCUCCAUCCUACAGUCCUUAUUAUUCAGCUUUGGGGAUGGCAUAUACGCAGAAACCCAGAUUUCUACUGUUUGCACAAUCAAUUUGGAUUUUUAUGUCUCUACACUUCUCUGGUGCCCAAGACCCCUGCUUAGCAGAGAAUUUCGUGGAGCUAGAUCACGUGUCUAAAAGGUAUCCUACGUAUGCCCUUGACGACAGUCCGCUCUGUGAUAGAUACUUAACAAAGCGCUGGUACAGGGCCAAAGAUCACGUGAUGUCUACAUCUCCACCCAGCCUGGCAUAUUGUGGCACUCUUUACCCCGUUUGGUUACAAGAUCCAGUACCAGGGAAGGGAGUGACAGAUACACUGACCGCCUGUGAGGUCGGAUUUUCUAGCAACUGUGCUAAAAGUUAUGAAAUUGAUGUGAAAAACUGCACGUCGUUCCUCGUAUAUGAACUGAAACCACUUGAUGCCUGCAACGCAGCCUACUGUUUUGAGCUUGACAAUGAUUGUGUGGAAAAGUCGGUGGAGAACAUUCAAGUUUCCUUUCAUAACGUAUCUUGGACAACAGCUGUACAAAAAAUUGCAGCAGGAAAAACUCAGUAUGAUCCACAGGUCAAUCUGAUUUGCUCCUUCACACCUGCUGCUGAUGAUACGCUAUUGUACCACAUAACCUGGUACGUCGACAACAACAUUCUGAUUAAAAGUCUGACUGUUGAUAAGACAUCCCUACAGAACGCAAUACUCUCUGCUGAUGAUCUCCACAAUGCCGGGAAAAAGAUUGGUAUCUGGAUACAAUGCAUUGUAGGACUAACGAACUCAGAGGAUAAACUACCAUGUGUUACAAAGGGGAGCACUCUUUUUUUUGCUGGAAUAGAGGUUUUGAAUGAGACGCUUACGGUUGAGAGACAGGGCCAUUCAACCAUUAUGGUACGUCCAACCAUCCCUUUCGGCUCCGAAACAAUAGAUAUUGGAAGACAGAUCACAAGUCCUUUGAAUAUACAGUUGUCAUUCGUGGACGACAAUAUCAAGGCCAAGUGCCAAGCUAAUGGAGGCCUUGCCCAAUGUUCUAUUACAAUACCAAGCUACACGUACGAUGAAAGACAAAAGUAUGACGAUACAACAAACUGGUAUAAAAUCUACACAAUGACGGUCUAUAACUCCGAUCAGGAGGGAUAUUAUAUUGAUGAUCGCCGCUUGGUACUAAGACUAGAAACAAACAACCCAUCAGGCAUUGGAGCUAGACUAUUUGGUGGUGUCGUGCUUCCAGAUGUAUCCAUCAAUAUCGUGGAGUCAAAUGAAGCGUGGAAGGGAAAGCGAUGCAGCUCGUAUAUCGACCCACAUUUAACAUCCUUUGAUGGAUUAGCCUUCGAAUGCCAGGCAACAGGAUGCAUUACAGGGAAGACAUACACAUUCUACAAAAACAGCGAUCAUCUACAAGAGGUCCAGGUACGACAUGCUAAUUGUUGGGGCUCACCACGGUGUGCAUGUGCAGUAGCAGCUAGAUCGGGUCAAGGUGUGUUCACAAUGGACUUCUGUGACUCAAGACGAUACAUCAAUUUCCCUAUAUGUAAAGACAAAUCACUGAAGGUCAUCAAAGAAACAGACAAACUAUUUAAGAUAAUUUUUCCAACUGGGACUUACGUCAAAGUGAUGUUAUACGAUUAUGGAUCAUGGUACAUGAACAUUGAAGUCUAUCCAACUGUUGCUGAUGUACAGAAAACAUCAGGACUCUGUGGGGUUUUGGAUGAUGAUACAACAAAUGAUCUUCGUCUUUUGGAUGGAUCGAUCAGCACUUCUAGUCCUCCGGACGAUUUCUCUUUAUCAUGGAAAUUACCAGAUGGCAGCGAUGAUGAUCUCCUGUCUCACUCACAGUCUGUAUAUGACACCCUAGCUCCGUUGUCAACCUACUUCCAAAAAUUGUGCACAUGUGAUGGCGGAUAAACGUAUUGUAGUUACAAAAAAUAUGUAGACUGUGAGACAAAUGUAAAAGGAAAGGAAUAUCAAUGUAUCUUACACAAUAGCGCCAGGAAAAAACGAGACCUGGAAUUCAUUCAUAAUGUCCAAAAAAGAGAACAACAGUCAGAAACUAAGAUGCAGCGAGUCGUGAGAAGUAAGCGGCAGGUGAUAGAUGUGGCAGAGGCUCAGCAGACAUGCUACACAGUGUUUGAUGAAUCACAGCUCUAUGCAACGUGUCUUGAAGUAGUGCCAAAUUUUAGCAAUGAAAGUGUGGAAAACUGCAUUAUGGAUUUGUCUAUGACUGGAGAGGAAAACCUCACACAAAUACAUCUUGAAACUGCUCUCGGACAAUGUCAGGCAUAUAUUGUGCUGAAUUCAACUCUGAAAAAAGAACAGUCUAACUUUACAGAGAUAAUGAUCAAUUUAUGCCCAAAUAAUUGCAGCGGUAACGGUAUUUGUUCUGGAGGAAACUGUACGUGUAACUAUGGAUACGGUGGAAGCGACUGUUCGUUUGAUAUUCUCUCCCCACCGACAAUAACCAAAAUAUCAGACGAUGGGUUGUGCGAUAAAACCGAGGAGGCGUGCGAUGAUAUCACACUGUAUGGCCAAUACUUCUUGGAAAACAUGGGGACUACAUGCUACGUAAAUCGACAAGAGAUAACAGAAACAAAGAAUAUUUCUUCACAAGAGUCCUACACCGUUAGCCUAGAGGAGAGAACCUUGUAUGAAGGAUAUUGUAGACUUGAUUAUUCACUGACCAACACAUGGAGUACGACGUUUCAGUUCAAGAUAUCUAAUGAUGGCAUUCAGUUCUCAGAGAUAUAUUCUGUGUAUGUCUAUCAAUCUCAAUGCCAAAUAUUCAACAACGAUACCGGAAGUGUUUAUUUCACUCUACAGGAUGGAUAUUGUUACAUCAACGGGAGCUGUAUUCAGAAAGGUGAAUUCAGUGGUAACGACUCCUGCUACCGGUGUGACCCUGAUACACACAGAUAUGAUUGGACAUAUGAUUGUAACACGACAGUAUUAACAACCCAGGACACGGGGACGACAGCUUCCACUACACCAUACACAAGUACGACUUCCAAAGGCGCCCAAACGACUCGUACCAUUUCUAGCAGUACCUCCGCUCCAGGCACUAUUUCUACCGGCGCUCAAACAACUGUCGGCAUUUCUAGCAGUACCUCCGCUCCAGGCACCACUUCUACAGGCGCUCAAACGACUCUCGGCAUUUCUCCCAGCACUUCCGCUACAGGUACUACUUCUACAGGCGCUCAAACGACUCUCGGCAUUUCUAGCAGUACUUCCGCUCCAGGCACUACUUCUACAGGCGCCCAAAUGACUCUCGGCAUUUCUAGCAGCACUUCCGCUCCAGGCACUACUUCUACAGGCGCUCAAACGACUCUCGCCAUUUCUAGCAGUACUUCCGCUCCAGGCACUACUUCUACAGGCGCUCAAAGGACUCUCAGCAUUUCUAGCAGUACCUCCGCUCCAGCCACUACUUCUACAGGCGCCCAAACGACUCGUAGCAUUUCCAGCAGUGUCUCCCCUUCAUACACCACUUCCACAUCUCCAUCAACAAAGACACAGUCAACACCUUUGACUUCAACUUCACAGUCAACAUCACAGUCAACUGCAUCACUGCCCCUGGUCUCAUCCUCUACUGAUAGUGUAAAUUUAAAGACCACAUCACCAUCAUUGAAUGAUAUAGACGACAAUUCACACAAAAGCACCAAACAGGAUACUGAAUUAUCAGAGCGGGCUAUAGGGUUAAUCUGUGCAGUGGCUUUUGUUACCGUGGCAAUAAUUUCCCUCACCGGAUAUUUGCUCAAAGCAAAAUAUAGCAAAAGAGGAGAUGAUCAGAUUCCUAGUUUGACCACUCAUCAUACACAUGACGAAGUUGACAUUUGCCACGAAAACGAUGCAGUGUCAGCGGGAGAAGAUGCACAUAACAUAUUCGACAUCCGUCCAGAGGACUUGGUUUCCAGACCACCAACUGCAACCUCCAUGUUCAGACAACCGCCCACUAAUGACCUGAGUAGAAUAUAUGACCAGAAGCAUCUCGACAAAAUGUUUAGUAUUAGUAAAUGACAUUCGAUCAUGUUGGUUAUUUUUAUAUCUUAACGUUGGAACUCUUUCUUUAAUACACGUUACGAAACAA